Messenger RNA from Dimorphilus gyrociliatus, 598 nucleotides. The record is from the annotation of a GenBank genome assembly. NCBI's taxonomy places the organism in Eukaryota, Metazoa, Annelida, Polychaeta, Dinophilidae.
CUUUUACUAUUAGUUGCUCUACUAAGCUGCAUACUUUAUAGAAUAAUUUUAAAGGAUAGUCAGUUUUAGUAAAGCUUUAUAGGCAAUGAGCUGUUUGUUGGCAUGUUUUGGAGUUCAUGAUUCAAAAGUUCAACCGUUAACCAGAGAAGAAACACAAACUUAUUCCGAUAUCCAUGUUUCAAAUUAUAUUGAAAGACUUGCCAACCAUGACUGGAGCAAAUUUAACGAAGCAUUUUCCAUAGAGGAUGUGCCUAUCGAUCCAGGCGUUAAACUUAGAAGAAAGAAACCUAGGGAAGGUGUAGAUGAAAAACUUAUAAAAUCAAUACACAUCGACAGCGCUUACGAAAUAUUAGGUUUUACAGACUUUAAUAAUAAUGAUAAUGGUGAUGAUCAAUCAACAGUUGCUUCUAGUGAUGUUAGAGACAGUAGAGCGCAUCCGAAAGGUGACAUUGAAAAUAUAUCUGUUGGAAUAAAUGCUCAACCGCACACAGCUGUUCCAAUGGGAGUUGAUACCUCUACAGAAGAAGGUGAAGAGGGUUGCCUGGAGGAUUUAACUUUUGAGAAUAAUCAAAAGAAAAACUUAACAGAAGUCAAAUAA